This is a messenger RNA of Punica granatum (pomegranate), 1802 nucleotides long. Lineage: Eukaryota; Viridiplantae; Streptophyta; Magnoliopsida; Myrtales; Lythraceae. The record is from RefSeq and is a predicted model, not a curated record.
UCUUCUGAUUUGUUUCCAACCAGAAAGUCUCUUCCUUUCACCAACACCACCCCCGGCCCCCGGUUCUUGAAGAAGCAUCUUGUCUCUGUUUCUAUGGGGAACUGCUUAGGCUCCUCUGCUAGAGUGGACACAGCACAGAGCUCCCGGGUCGGUUCAGGAAUCUCGAAAAACUCCAGCAAGACCAGCCGCUCCUCGGCCCGUUCCUCCCUCACCAUACCAUCUUACAGUGAGAAGAGCAAUGCCUCGAGUUUGAGCCUCCCCACCCCACGGUCGGAGGGUGAGAUCUUGUCCUCCCCGAACUUAAAGGCCUUCUCGUUCAAUGAGAUGAAGAAUGCCACGAGAAACUUCCGCCAAGACAGUCUUAUCGGGGAAGGCGGGUUCGGGUUUGUCUACAAAGGCUGGAUGGAUGAGAACACUCUCAUGCCUUCGAAGCCCGGGACGGGAAUGGUUGUGGCUGUGAAGAAACUUAAACCAGAAGGGUUUCAGGGCCACAAGGAGUGGUUGACUGAAGUGGAUUAUCUAGGGGAGCUUCAUCACCCAAAUCUCGUCAAACUGAUCGGGUAUUGCUUAGAGGGUGAGAACCGGCUCUUGGUUUAUGAAUAUAUGCCGAAAGGAAGCCUGGAGAAUCAUCUCUUCAGAAGAGGGCCUCAACCACUUCCAUGGGCUGUGAGGCUAAAAGUGGCAAUAGGAGCUGCCCGUGGGCUCUGUUUCUUGCAUGAUGCUAAUUCACCGGUCAUAUACCGCGAUUUCAAGGCUUCAAACAUCCUUUUAGAUGUGGAAUACAGUGCGAAACUGUCCGAUUUUGGUUUAGCAAAGGCAGGUCCCACUGGAGAUAGGACCCAUGUGUCCACACAAGUCAUGGGUACUCACGGGUAUGCUGCCCCUGAAUAUGUGGCUACAGGGCGGCUGUCGGCGAAGAGUGACGUCUACAGCUUCGGAGUGGUGUUGCUUGAACUGUUGUCCGGGCGACGGGCCCUGGACAAUACAAAAGUCGGGGUGGAGCAGAACCUUGUGGAAUGGGCGAAACCUUACUUGGGGGAUAAGCGGAAAGUAUUCCGGAUCAUGGACACCAAACUGGAAGGCCAGUACCCCCAGAAGGGAGCCCAUGCUGCCGCUACCCUUGCAGUCCGGUGCCUAAACAUGGAUGCUAAAUCUCGACCCAAGAUGUCCGAGGUCCUAGCGACAUUGGAACAGCUUGAGAAUUCCAAGGACGGGACCCGGCAUUCCCCACCGGAGCAGCAAGGUCUCCAGAGAACCACAAUGAAGUCCCCGCUGAGACAUGCAAGAUCUCCCAUGAACAUGACGCCUUGUGCAUCCCCGUUGCCGUCUCACCAGCAUUCGGUGCCGGUCCACUAAAGAGGGUGGAGUGGGGUUCGGUUUCUCGACGGUAAAUUUUGGGGUCUACGGUUUAUAUGUAUUGUUAUUGUUGUUGAUGAUGAUGAAUAGAAGUGGGGGGAGGGUUGGGAGGAGGGAUGAAUCAUAUAUUUCAACCGAUUGUGAAGAUCAACAACUUGUGAUAUUUUACGAGUCUCUUGGAAUAGAUGGGUUUGUAGUUAAUCAUCGAUUGGUAGGGUAUAGCUGAUGCCUGGUUGCUUGGAUUGGGACGACAAGACUACCGCACUUGAACAUUAGCACUAUCCAUAUUAUGUCCUAUGGGUUUGAGUCCUACAGGUAUAAGGAACGGUUUAUAAGGCAAAAGAAGCGGUUUCUAUGGGUCUGUACUCUUAUAAAGAAGACGGGCAAUUAUUAGGUGAGUGCUACAUAAAUUUGAAAUCUAUAUAGCAAUUUCUUUGAGAAAAAAA